Chlamydomonas reinhardtii is the source of this 4265-nucleotide messenger RNA. RefSeq lists its product as uncharacterized. The record is from RefSeq and is a predicted model, not a curated record. The transcript is spliced from 4 exons. NCBI's taxonomy places the organism in Eukaryota, Viridiplantae, Chlorophyta, Chlorophyceae, Chlamydomonadales, Chlamydomonadaceae. The coding region runs from base 481 to 3657 and encodes 1058 amino acids.
CAAUUGGGCUGCAUUGUGUGACAUCGCCUUUGACAAGGUCACGCCUUUGACAAGCCGCGCUCUCCAGUCGUGCGAGUCACAGCUAAUGGUUCGUGCACAGUACAUACAAAUGCUCGAUGCACAUGUCUGGAUUAGCGCUUAGCUUGACGCAGAGUGUUCCAACGGUCGCGACAUCCGCGGGGCAUCUGACGCCGGGACUAAGGGUCCGCCUCCCCUUAAGAACCAUUGGGUUGCUUCUGCAUAUCUACUUCUACCACCAUGCUUCACUCGAGCCGGCUGAGGUGCCUCCCGAAGGGGUGCCUCAUUGGCCAGGCGCGGCCCUGUUGCGUUACUCGCCACGCUGUGCCACUACGGGCAGUUGCUGUGCCUCGGGCUACGACGGGGGGCUCAGCGCCAGAACAGCAUGAGAACAUGUCGCCCGGCGGUAUCCGUGUGUAUCCUCUGAGGCUGGGGAAGGGAAUACGACUUCGAUCUGCCAAAAUGGACUGGAAUGAGGCAUGCCCAACACAGAUGCCCGCCGCCACCCAGGCGUACAACGAGAAGACGCCGUAUCCCAUUGUCGACCUGUGGCUGCAUGACGGGUUAAGCGGCUGGGCCCCGGUGCAGCUGCGGCUGGUGUUCGACAGCCAAGACUGCUACGUGCUCAAGCGCCUCCGCCGCAGCGACGACGCCGACGUGCUGGGCCUGGAAGUGGAAGACAGCUUGGGACUGCUGGCGCUGCAGCCCGGCGGUCCCCUCAUGGUCAUCGCCGCCUGCAAGCCCACUGGAGAGCUCAAAGCAGGAGGAGCGCUAGGGGGCGCCGGAGGUGCCGCUGCCGGUGUGCGUGCCGCGGCGGCCGCCGCGGCGGCUGCGCGCGCCUCAACACCGCCGCCGCCGGCCUUCACAGCCGCAUACUCCAUCAGCCAGCAGCAGCAGGCAGGCGGCAGCAGUGAGGUAUUGCUGGAGGUGACCUUGCCCUCGCUGCUGACCGACAUGGGGGCCGGCGGCGGCGGCGCAGCGGGUGUGCAGGAGCCGGCAGACCAGCAGCGGAUGACGCUGUUACUCGUGCAGGUGCAGCCAGUGCCCCAAUCACGCCAGCCCGUGAACAUGCAGUCAACCCCCUGCCCCGUGACGUGGCAACGGCAGGCUGGCGGUGAUGGUGCCGGUGGCGCCGGCGGGGCCCUGCUUCGGGGCCUGCCGGCCGCCAUGCUGCCGGAGCUGCCCCCACAAGGCCGGCUCCUGGUGCUGCCGGCACAGAGCCUGGCGGUGCUGGUGGCGGCACCGACCCAGGCCACAACGGCAUUGGCGGCUGCUGGAGCCCCUGCAGUGGCUGCCAAGCCCCACCCGCCGGAGGUGUUGACCGCCGCUGCCGCCAGCAGCAGUGCCGCCAGCAGCAGCACCGCCAGCAGCAGUGCCUCGGCCAGCGGCCACAGCACUACCAGGGCCCGCGUCGCCGCCACCCCGCCACCGCUGGCCUCGCCUCCCCUGCUGGCGCUGUUCAUCGUGGGCAGCCCAGUGGAGGGCGCGGAUGCGGGUGGGCUGCUGCAGCUGGUCGCUGAGGAGCCGUUGCAGUUGGAAGCCUUGAUGCAGGCCUGGGGACUGGCGCUCGACUGCAUGAAGCAGCAGCAGCGGCGGUGGCGGCGGCAGGCAGUGGAGGUGCGCCUGCCCCAACUAGUGCCCAGCACCGCAGCUGCAUCCGGCGAGCCGUCAUUCGCCGUGCAGUGGCCGCGUGUGCCCAUGUGGCUGCUUGCUGCGGGCCCGGACGCAAGGGGUGCGGGUGACGACAGCUCGGGGCCGGUCCUGUGCUGCCAGGCUGAGGCCCUGCAAGCGCUGGGCCUGCAGCCUGGAGACCGCCUGGCCCUGCACCCGGAGGGGCCCGGCCGUGUGAUUCUGGUGGUGCCACCCAGUCGUGGCAAUGCGAGCUGCAGCCUCGCCGGCAGCAUUACCCAGCUGCCCACUGCGGCUGCCACGCACAAAUCGGGCCUGCAACUGGGCGGCAAGACCAGCAGCAUCACCUUUGACCCGCACGUCUCUGCGGUGCAGCUGCACCAGGCGAUUGCCGGUUCGCCUGGCGGAGAGGAGAGCGGAGUUGCGCAGUGGCAGAGUGGUAUCCGCGUCCUGAUGCUGCAGCCCACCAUCAGCAGCAGCAACUCGGCAGCAGCUGAUAACAUGCGGCGGCUGCAGUCGCGGGCGACGUGCUGGGUCCUGCUGGCCAAGGCGGCCCAGACGCGGCAGAGCACGGCUGCAGCCGGCAGCAGCAGCGGCAGCGGCAGCGGCAGCGGCAGCGGCAGCGGCAGCGGCAGCAGCGGCAGCGGCAGCGGCAGCGGCAGCGGCAGCAAUGGAGGCGGCAGUGGCAGCGCUAGCUGUGAGGCUGUGGCGUCGUUCCCAAGCUUACAGCCGCUACUCCUGCACGACCCGUCAGCGUCCGCACGGCUGUGCCUGGUGAAGCUGCAGCGGCCGCCGCCGAGCAGCCGUCAGCAGCCAGCGGCCGCGGGGAUUGGCGCCGCAGCCAGCAGCCGUGGUGGUGCCCGCGGUCGGGGCCUGCUUGACGACGAGGCAGCGUGGUGGAGCGUGGCUGCGGCGCGGCCUCUGGAGGCUGGCGAUCUGCUGGCGUUUGUGGGCGGACGCGUCGUGUUGGCGGCUAGCUUGCAGUCGGGACUGCUGAACGGCUUGGCGACCGGGGCGCUGCGGCCGGAGCUGCGCCAGGAGCUGCGCCGGCGCUGCCAGCCAAGAGCUGCUGCUGCUGCUGCAGAUGGGGCUGCUACGGAUGCUGAUGCUUCGGUAGAUAGCCUGGAGCUGGCGGCGGCGUUAGAGGCGGCGUGGGCGCUGCUGGGGACUGUGCACACAUGGCCUUACACCUGGUCACCGCUGCGCAACGCCGGCGGCGACAACAGCGGCAGCAGCAGCAGCAGCAGCGCCUCAGCCGCCGGCGGCACCUCCCAACUGCACCUCGUGCUCAUGUCGCCGGAUGGCUGCUACGGUGGCGGUGUGGUGGGGCUGGUCAAUGACCCUGCCUUCAGACCCGCCUGGGUGGCAGAAUUGACGACGGCGGCAGCUGGCGGUACUGGCGGCGGCGGUGUCAGCGGUGCGGAAGCCAACUGCAUGGUGGUGGGCGUGCAGUUGGCGCCGGGCGAUGCGGUGGUGCCGCUGCUGGUCGCCACCCGGCGCCUGGAGGCUGGGGAGCACCUGCUGCUGGACCGCGGCCCGGACUGGCGCGAGCAGGUGUGGCAGCUGGUCGCAGCCCUGAGGCGGAUGAGCGGUGGUGCGGCAGUGGCGAAGGUGCUGUUCGGCAGUCAUGAGAAUGAGGAUCAUCUGGCAAGUGAGGAGUAUGAGGAGGCUCGCGGCGGCGGUGCACGUUGCGGGGACAGCAGUGCUGCAGAUGCUAGCGGUGUUGGUGCUGGUGCUGCCAGUGAGGAGGGGGUGAUGGCGGAUGCGCAGCCUGCUGCAGUGGAGGUCAGGACCACUGGCGAGGUGGUCAGCGGGUCGGAAGGGUUAAUGGUGGCCUCGGUAGCGGAGCAGCAGCAGAGGCCGAGCGAGGCGCAGGCGGCGGAGGUGGAGGCCGAUGCUGAGGCAGUAGCGGCGGAGGCACCGGCUGCUGCAGACGGAGACGGCGGGCGGGUGGACGUUAAGCACGGGGGUGCAGGGCUUUGGCGGUUAUUGCGAGGUCUGACGCGGUGACAGGAAGAUAGCAAAGUAGAUAUUACGCGAGAUGGCAGGGCUCUACAUUUUGCUGCUGCGGUGAAGGAAUGAAGCGGCUAUUUGAAGGUAUAAUAGGAGUGGCAUGGCAGUGGCAGGGUGGAGGAGGUGCUUGCGUUGAAUGUGUUUGGUGGGGGCAAUGCAGGCGGGCUGAUGGGUUUGUGGGGAGGCUCUGGCUGGGUUGCCCAGCGCUGGCCGAGCAGGCUGUAAGUCGUUGCUUGCCGCACCGCGGUCACCGCUCCGUGUGUGGAUGUCAUGGAAGUUUACGAAGAGCUGAUGGCCUCAGCGUGUGGGUUACGUCUUGCAUACAGAUGCAUCGUGGCUAGUGCACGAGCGGGCAAGUCACGGCCAGUCACGUGGGGCCGUAGGGGAGAAGCUGCUGAGUAGUGCAGGUGCACGUCCAGGUCAACUUGGCCGGUGUGGGUUCUGGCCUUCUGGGCCCAACCCAACCGAGCAUGUGUGCAUAGGUGCCUGCACAGCAACCAUUAUUUCGUGACAAGCGUACGUAAGUAACGCGAAGCAAUAUCUUCAGUAGCACGCAUGCAGUUGCACACCAAGUGUAUGUCCAUGAGAUUGAAAAGACCGGAAAG